Molecule: messenger RNA, 14609 nt
Organism: Porites lobata
Lineage: Eukaryota; Metazoa; Cnidaria; Anthozoa; Scleractinia; Poritidae
Source: the annotation of a GenBank genome assembly
AUGACUAUACCAGUUCAACUACACGUGAUGACUAUAAACGCGCUGGCAAAACGGAGCUCUCAGAUGGGAGAAGACAUGGCGGCCAAGAUCGAGGAGAGCUCCGAACACAGCACAGAUGGAGUAGCUGGUACGCCUAAGGAAGCUGCUCUGCGCGAGCUGAUGGAAAGAACGAAAUACCCGAUCAGGCAGUUCAAUGGCCAACGCAGAUAUGGGCCACCUCCGAACUGGAAUGCACCUCCCCCUCCACGUGGCUGCGAAGUUUUUGUGGGAAAAGUUCCUCGAGAUUUAUACGAAGAUGAAUUGGUCCCUGUAUUUGAGGCUUUAGGCGAAAUCUACGAAGUUCGACUUAUGAUGGAUUUCAACGGACAGAAUCGUGGUUACGCGUUCGUUGUUUACACGAAUAAGGAAGACGCCAAGAAGAGUGUCAAGAGUUUGAACAAUUACGAAAUACGUAAGGGAAAAUGUAUCGGGGUUUGUAGCUCAGUGGACAAUUGUCGAUUAUUCGUUGGAGGUAUCCCAAAGAAGGUUAAGAAGGACGAAAUCAUGACAGAAAUGGUGAAAGUUACAGACAACGUUGUAGAUGUAAUUGUUUACCCAUCAGCUCAGGACAAGACGAAGAAUCGAGGCUUUGCGUUCGUUGAAUACAGUUCGCAUCGCGAUGCUGCAAUGGCCCGAAGAAAACUUAUGACUGGUAAAAUCCAGCUCUGGGGACAUCAGAUCGCUGUCGACUGGGCUGAACCGGAGCAAGAAGUCGACGAGGAAAUCAUGGAUCAGGUUAGAUUUUUAUUUACGGUCCGUCGUUACCCAAAGUAGCCCCUCCCCCAUCUUCGCAGUGCUAAACGUGCCUUACGAUAUCUCCGAUAGCUCGUUGCUUUUCGAAGUUCUUACUACCAGUCAUGAUUUUAUUUAGAAUUUACUAGUGUGGGAGUUUAUCGUAAUAACAGUCGGUGCUCCUUUAUGCUAAGUCCAGCCUUGUAUAGAGAAGUUUAUUUGUUGAUGUCGUGUUAUUUCACUUCCUUUGUUCAACGAAGCUUGUCUUUGUCGUUGUUAAGCAUUAGCUUUUUAUUGGAGUAAUUAGUUACUCUUUGCAGUCUUUUGUCGUUUCACGACGAUUAUGUCGGAGGCGCGAUGCAAUGCAAAGCCUUAAGCAACCGCUAUACUUCAAUAGAACCGCAAGAGAUCGAUUUAAUUUUUUUAUUUGGCUUUGUUUUCAAGGUGAAAGUUCUUUACGCCCGAAAUCUUCUAUUAAGCACGACCGAGGAUACAAUAGAACAAGUCUUCAGCAAAUUUGGCGAAGUUGAGCGAGUUAAGAAGAUCAAAGAUUACAGUUUUAUUCACUUUCGAACCAAGGAACAAGCCAGAACAGCUUUGGAGGCCAUGAACGGUAAUAAAAUUUUUAUGUUUAUGUUUUGUGGAUCGAUAAAUUUUAACAGGUACAGGGAAGGCUCUUUUUGAACUUGUGAAUGCAGUCCCCGCGGUAUGUCAACGGAAACCCGCUUCUUUCUGUAACCAGAAUCAAUUGUGUUUUUUGUUUUCUUUUGUUAAAAUUAAUGUAAAAUUUCACACUUGAGUUACUAACUUCUGUGUCCUCGCGGUGUUACCAAAAAAUUCCCGGGGGAUCGUUUUGACCGCGCGAAAGCGGCUUUCGAAUGUUUUGUCUUGAAAUUGCCGAUCGUUGACCAUUUCCUUUUGAAUUCGCGUAAAGAAAAACACGAAUUAGCGCAGGUUGAAAGAGACUUAAAACAGCUCACGCUUGUCUGGUAGCAGCUUGAAGUUUGUUCCAGUGAAGAGGGUAUUUUCUUUUCUGCAAGUUUCCCUAGUGAUGUGAAAUCGAACACUGCACUCGAGAACGUGCCUUGUGUUUAUGUUUAAGCGUUAUUUAAUACUUGUUUUUUUUUUCCAACUGGAGGUCCAAAAUUUUGAUCUUUGCUUAGUGUCGGCGAGUAGCGUAAACCACUUUGAAGACUCUAAACAUAAACAGUGGUUUAAAUUCAGAGGUUUUGAACGAAUGUUCCAUAAGGCGCUUUACUCUGCUUGGAUUUAACCACUAAAUGUACAGUAACUCGUGAUUGAGACUCGCACCAUGUCUGUCACACUUUCAGUCAGUGCAGUGUAUUAGACUCAUUUUGGUGAAUGACCUACAGAAAGUAAUCCGAACUCUCCCGCUGGUUACCUUUAUUAUUAUUGAUUGCAAGAUUUUUUCAUAUACGUGAUUUCCUGAGCGGAAUUUUCUGCGUUAAAAGUUGGGACCUACUGGAACUUUCAAAGGCAGGAAGCCCUCUCUGUUACAAAACGUAACUUUAUCUUCCCGUACUGUUGCUAAUUAUAACCGUUUUCCUGUAAGCCCGUUUUAAUUGUCAGUCGUUUAGACUGUUUCUACAUUUAGAGAUGACCUUGAGAAAAUCGUGGGUUGUAGGUUUAAGUUUUUUUUUCGAAAGAUAUAUUGUUUUAAAGUCGUGAUGUUCUUGCUGUGCGAUUAUCUCUCGUUCAUAAUUCUUCCUUUUUUUCUGUUUUGGACCGUAUUUUCAGAUUUUAGUCACAACUAAGCCUUGUCUUGUGCUUUGUUCAAAAUAACUUCUGACCACAAAUGUCUCCUUUAUGAAAUAUGUUGGAAUAAAACCAGAAGACGCUUUCAAGCAGGUUUAAAAAGAUAGCUACAACAUUGUUCUGAUCCUUCUUUCAAAAGCUGAAGCCCUCCUCUCUUUAAUCUAACUUUCUGCUUGCAAAUUUUAUGAGAUGUUGAAGUCAUAGCAGGAAAAGGUAAAAUGCUGUUGUCAGAUUUUUUACAAAAUGUUAAUUUUAUUGUUACAUGUUUUAGAAAGAUUGCUCUUCACGUCCAAAUUUUAAUGCAGUUGGAUUUUUUGGAAAUAAAGUCAAAAAAGUAUGCAAGUAUUAAUAAUAAUUGUCUGUCAGCCCUUUUUUCAGCAGGUUUUAAGUUUUGCAGCUUGGUUUCCACAAUCACAGCACCCUAUUUUUAUGUUUGGACAAAACAAUCAAGUUCAUUCUACAUAAAUAUCAUAGUUGUUUUCUUGAACUACUGAUGAUUAAGGAAAUUUAAAAACAAAAACAUCUGCGUAUAUACAGUGAUAAUUGUUUGCAGUUGAAAUUUGUAACUUUACCUUCUUUUUGAAAUGCUUAAGGCAAAUUUUAUCCACAUAAAUUUUACCAACCACUAAAACAUUGUUUUCUGAAAUUUUUUAACAAGCAAAAGGACAACCUUUUUGGGGGGUAGUAAUGUGCUGAGUUGUCCAUGCAGAUACUUGUUCUACCCGGUUGACUUAGACAUCACAGCACACUUAGGUACAGUGAUUUCAGUUACCUAAUGAACAGUUAAAAAGAUCUCGUACAGUUUUAUCAUUGUGCUGCAGUGGAAAACAUUUUUGCCCAAAUGAAAAAAAACAUCUUGGAAAAGACCCCAAAAUUGGACUCACUGAAGCGUCUUCACAAUCGUACCGUGUGCAUGCUAAUCGCAGUCAACAAACUUGACUCAUUGAUUAAAAAUAUUAUUCCAUAGAAUUUCUUUUGUUGAAAGAGCAUUCUAGUUUUGGUUGUCGUAAUUUAAAGGAAUUUAGAUGAUGACUGGACAAUUCACUUAUCAUGAUGUUUUGAGAUGUGAUUUUGCAAGAUACGAAUUACAUGUCACUAUCUUGAAAUAUCAGAUAACUUAGAUCACAAAAAAUUACAGAGGAUAAAGGACAGUUUAGAAUGGAGGCAAUUAAUGCCAAUUCAUGAGAAAUAAAGGGUGAAUUUUUCAAGGAACAGAAACUGUGAGUUAGCUUGACCUUUAACAAAAUGAUAACUCGGCAUUUAAAGACGAAAUGGUUAAUUGUACAAUAAUCCAAAAAUUAUUAUGAGGUCAGUUUUACAAAAAGGUAGUCAUAAAUCAAGUGCCGCAUUCCAACGUGGCUUUUGGGUUGGUUUGUGUCUUUUUUUAUGUUAAGGAAAAGUUUUACAAGCUUUUCUGGACACAGGCCUGCACAGAGGGAAUAGGCACGAAUGGGACUCUUAGGUACCAUGCAAGGUGCCAUCCCUACCCAAUCCCACAACCUGUAAAGGUUGGCCACACCACCGGGGUCUACGUUCCCUACUCUUUUCGAACAGUAGUGUGGGUUCUUUUACGUCCCACAAGAACAGAUCAAUGAAAGUGCUGUGAGACGGGACCUACGGUUUUUCGUCCUUAUCAGAGAAGACUAGAAAGUCAAACCAUUUGCAGAUGUCAUUACAAAGGCAGCACUUUCUUCUUAGUUAUUUUAAGACCCUAAGUGUUGGUCCGGCCGGGGUUUGAACCCGCGAACUCCCGCUCAGCAGACCGGCGCUCUCCCAACUGAGCUAACCAGGCGGCGGUUAAAACCUUUUAGUAGCCCUUGCCUUGGUGUUUUGCUGUCAAAAUGGUCAAGGCAUUUUAACAUUUUAGAUUUUCUUUGUGCAGUUCUUGUAGAGAAUGCAUAAAAUUAAUAUUCACCUAUUAAUUCAUUCUAUCAAAGUUUUGGCCAAUACACAUCAAGGUAAUUAAAGCAUCACAAACAGGAUUUUUUUGUUAAAAAAACUGACGUGUUUAUCCUGUGGAGAAAGCUUUAUGCCCAGUUCAAACAUCCAUCUUUUCAUGAACCAAACCGAAUCCCUUCAAUUAAGUUCAUGAAAAGAUCAACAUUUCAAUCAAUUAAGUUGACAUGUCUAAUAUGGGUCAACCCAAGAAUUAAGUUCAAGUGGCCCACAUGGGAAAUUUGACUUCAGAGCGACUUGGUUUCAAACGUCAAACCUUUCAUGUGCUGAACCUAAUGCACAAAUUACUGUAAUUCAUUUUUACUGGACAGGUAAACAUUGUAGACCAUUGUACAUCGUGAAAUGAAUUGAGUGUGACGAAUUAAGCUCGAGGUUUGGUACAUGAAAAGUUUAACAUUUGAACUGGGCCUGUUGGCCUUUCAGUGCUAUUUUUCUCUCAUCAAAUUUUGGAGCUUAGUGUGCAGUGAGGCAAUGAAGAUUUUGGUAUUACAUCUGAAAGUUUUCCUGUUUAAACUGACAGAGACUUAAUGUUGUUUUGUCCAGGCAAAGAGCUUGAUGGAAAUGAAAUAGAGGUGACUCUUGCUAAGCCUGUGGACAAGGAUCACCGCCAAGCCAAAGCAGCAGCAAAAGCCGUGAUGAGUGCUACAACAUACCCCAGCUUCACUCCAUAUGAUUACCCUACAAACUCAGCUGCAUAUGGCUUCCCAGCGUAUGGGAGCCAGUAUUUUAUGUAUGGAAGUCCAGUGACAUCGACAAUGGGGUGAGAAUUAUCAGGAUGUCAUGUAACAAAUUGACAACAAUUUUCCAUGGUCUAUACCCUUAUUGACUUUAGAAAUGAAAUGAAAAGGUCCAACUGCAAAGUUCUGAAUAUUUUGACGUCAUUUGUAUGGUCGACAAGAGUAAUAAGUCAUGGUAGAUGGUUGAUUGUUUUCGAAAAUAACAUUCACAGUUUGUAAGUUCCAUGUUUGUUUAAUCGCAUGCGAAGGAAAGAGAAAAACAAUUUGUGCCACCAUCAUGUCAUUUCUAAUCGGUCUGUACUCUCAGAUCAAAGAUGAGUUUUGCACUUCAAUUUUUUAGAAUUCAAGAACCAAUCCAGUGUUUUGACCCUCGAGAAAUGUUGUCAGUGUGUUAGUGGCCGAAAACUAUAUGAACGUUUUUUCUUUCACCAGUGGUGUGAGGCCUCCUUUUGGAAUGGUGAGGACAAGAGGGCGAGGUCGAUCUGCAGCUGGUAGCAGAGCAGCGGGAAAUAAGGGAAUGUAUCUGCCUGCCACUGGUGGCUACCCUUUUAAUGGUUUCAGAGGUUAUUACCCUACAGUGCGACCAGGAUGGUAUGGAGAUGGAUACAGCAAGAGAGGAGGAAGACAAGAAGUAUGUCCAGUUAACUUUUUGCCAUAUUAAAAAGUUAAUCCAUCAACUUAUCUGUUGACUAUUUCCCCUUGUAUGGCUUAAUUGAUACUGUAUUCCCCUGCUACUGGGACUGUUGAAAUCCGAUGUUAUUAGCAAGGUACUUGUAGUAAUGUUGUUUUGUUUGAGGCUGGUGGUGAUCGCAUAUUAAGAAUAGUUGAGUUUCCAGCUCAUGUGGGAUAUGAAAUGGUUUUGGUAAUUUCAUUGUGAUUCAGAUGGGCACAAUCACCAUAUUUAGUAAUACAAAAGAUUUAAAAGGCACUGAAAAAUAACCAUCUCACAACACAAUAUCUAACCAGCAUGGUUUCUCAAAAACACACACACGCACACAAAAAAAAUGGCAAGUAGCUUGCAUGAAAACAAAGUAAAUUGUGGCCAAUGAGUUUUUUGAUCACCAUGAAUACAUGGAACACCCUACAGAUUUGGCAGAGUUAUGUUGAUCACAACAAGAAAAUCACGAGUUUGUUAACAGUUGGAAUGAAAGUAUGUGAUCCCAAUGUUUGAGUGGUCGUAAGUUGGGAACUACUUUAUGUUAAGUAAACACGUCAUGAGAAUUGAAAAAAGGUUCACUGACUCUGGACUGUGUUGUACCUUUAUUUAAAAAACACCUCCUUCCUUAAAAAUUUUGUAGCUUUUGAAAUUGUCAUGGGAAUGAGGGUUUAGAUAAAUUAAUGAUAUACUGUGACAAUUUAACCUAAAACAUGAAUUUUCAGUAACUUUCACAAGUAUCUCAAAGAAAAAAUUUUAUUUUCUCUUGAUCUUAUACAAGAAAGGAAAACUAACUUAAAUUUAAAUACAGUGUAGAUACUAGUGUUCUGAGGGGCCUAAACAAGGUGAAUUAAGAUAAGUUUUAGUUGGUUUCAUUUAAAAUGGCAAUGAGCUCUAGUCUGCACCACUAAAUUUUAACAUCAAGAAGAGGUCUUUGUUUUGUAUAAAACUAAUUCACACUGACUACAGUGGUGGACAAAACACUGACCCUCAGUCUGUGGACUACCCAUAUGGACUAUCGUAAAAUGAACUACACCACUGUAGUUUAGCAGGGUUUGAGCCAGACUGCGCCUUUGCGCCACUCCCACACUGCAAUUGAAAUUGUCCCUUAAAAAAACGGCAAUCGUUAACGUGUCACAUCGAAAACGUGCUCGAAAAUUAGAAAGCUUUUUGACUCCAAAUCAAAGCCAGAGUGAAUCAGAGAAAAAUGAUACAGAAGAAGAACAGUGUAUUAAUCAGGAAGAAACGGAUGAGGAUCGAAGGAAACCGAAAAAAUCACGAGAUCACACGUGGUUGCGCUAUGAAAAGGAGGCGAUGUUGUGCUAUUUUUGUUGGAAAUCUAAGAAGACAAACCCCUUUGCAUCAGCAGAAGGGUGUACAAAUUUCUGUCCCCCUAAAAACAAAAAUGUCCCCCAAGAUUUUAGCAAAGGGGACAAGUUGUCCCCCAGUGAUCAAAUCCUAGCUCAAACCCUGGUUUAGUGAUUAGGGUUAGGAAACUCAGUGAAUCAGGUUUUCAUGAUACUUUGAAAACUGACCUUAAACUUGAUUCACCCAGUUUUCUAACCCUAAUCACUAAACUUUAAUGGCGUACUCCAUGUUAGGGUAGUCCAUAUGGGUAGUCCAUGGACAGGGGUCAGUGGUCAGUGUUUUGUCCACCACUACUGACUUCAUGUGCCAAAUUCACCUGUAAGUGACAUAACUGCACUUGUUGCUGUAGGAACGUAUGUUUGAUCUGGUGCCGGGAAUGGAGUUGACUCCUACAAAUCCCAUGACUUUGAAGCCACAUGCUCUCAAAUCACCAGCUCAGGUGGGAGUCUAUCAUCGCUUUCUCUUGUUUCGUCAGUUAACAGACAGGGCUGUCAACCCCCCAUGUCUUCAGAUAUUGAGAAUUAAUGGGGAAGGGAUGACAGAUGACGUCAUUUGUGAAAAAAAAAUGCGGGAAAAAGAUGUUGUUGGAAUUGUAACUGGAGUUUGUGAGGAAACGUUCGAUAUUAACGGUAAAAAAUAGCUCAAAUAAGGCAAAAUAUUUGAAAUUUCAAUGUCAGAAAGUCGAAAGUACAAGAAAUGGCAAACUUCCGCGAUUAUCCGGGAGAUUUCAGAGUCUAAAUCUGGAGACCAGGAGAAACGGUUUCAAAUCUGGAGUCUCCCAGAUUAUGCGGGAGAAUUGACAGUCCUGCGGAGAAAACAGCUGGCAUUUCAUGAUGCUACCACUGUGGUUUCCCUGAGCAGUGACUGCAGAAAUUCCUUACUGAUGACAUGUUAACCAGAUCUUGUUACUGACGCGUCAUCAGUAUGGAAUUUCUGUGCUCGUCUCUCAGAUGUCAUUUUGCGGGGAAACCACGGUGGUAGCAUUACAAAAUGUCAACUGUUUUCUCAGGUUAUUAACGCUCAAGAGCAUUCAAAGUUUGUUUAAAAAAACCCUUGGUCGUUUUUGUGAGUUACACAGUGCUUCCAAAGAGGUUUCAUUUUAACACUCAUUACACAGGACUUCAUCCACAGGAUUCAUUAAAAAAAGAGAAACUUUUAAGAUGUAGGUUACUUUUUCCCUGAAUUGAAGUUAUUUAACCCUUUAAGUCCCAAUAUCCACAUACAAAUUCUCCAAACUGAUCUCUAUACAUUUCCUUAAAGAAUGAGUUUAGAGAAUUUGAUAAUAGAUAAGGCAUUCUCUCUUGGGUGAUCAUUUUAUUAAUUCUCAUAGUUAACUUAUCUCUUGAGUAUGGAUAUUGUUAGGAGGUAAUUGAUGUUGGUCACUAUUGGGACGUAAAGGGUUAAGAUACAAAGCACAUUUGUCGAAAUUAUCCUCCUAAAAUGAGGCUUAUCAUACAUACCUUUUGCCCGAGGUGUUGAAUAGAAGUUGAAGUGGCAUACGUAGGCUCUGUGAAAGUCUGGUCAGCUCUGUUACUUUUGAAGCUGGUAUAACUCAUUCAGAAGCACCUUUUUGCCUUAAAUAUUAAUUGCACUGAAGGGAUUAACUUGAACAUAAAGUAACAGCGAGAUUUAAUGCCCUUAGUAACAUAUACUGUAGAAACAAUAGAACAAUCUAUAAUGAUGUUUUAAGUCUGGUGUAAUGUAUUUAUUCAAUUGAGUGCCCUGGGUGCUCAUGUACUAAUCUUGAGAGUGGGCGCUUAUUCCACACUAGAGGCACAUGUUAACUUUUCCUACCUACAAGGUUGGCACUUUGUUUGAAGUUGGGUGCUUAAUCAAACAUUACAGUAAUUAAUUUAAUAAUAACUGACAUUUUAUAUAGUUUAAAAAUAACAUCUAAUCUUUUCCUAUCAGGAUCAUUUGCUUCGUGUAAAAUAACCUUCCAAAGAAUUUCUAAAAUCCUCAGUGUCAACAUUUAAAAUUAAAAUCUUUUGAUUUCUCUCUGUGUGCUAUCACAUUCAUAAUGUUAGUUUUUCCGACUUGACAAAAUUGUAAAGGGUGACCUGCAAUUGAGAGGAAUCUGUUGAUCAGUGCUUGAGCAACUCUUUUUUUUUUUACACUGAAAUGAACUUUUUUGAUUAAUAGUAAUUCCAACUUUUGAGAAUCAACAAAAUAUUUUGCUAUAACCAUUCAAAUGAAACAUCUUAGGCUGGACAUUUUGAAUAAUGGUACUUAUAAGAUUGCACAAGAUGAAAUUUAAAAAUUAUUCUCAAUUUUGACAUGGGCCUUUUGCUAAUGUGGGUUUUCUCCAUUUUCUGUCACAGGUUUUAGAGGAUGUGUGCCAGAAAAAUCAAUGGGGUAGUCCUGUUUACACGCUCCACAGCACUGUAGGACCUCAGGACAUGCAACUCUUUCUGCACAAGGUUGGGCUGAUUUUUCUGUGACAUUAUUUUGAACCAAAUAUCAAAUGCUGUGAAAAUUGGAUUUGCUUGUAUUAGAUUUCCUCUGACAAGCACCACCAAAACAAUGCUACCAGCCGUACCCCUUAUGUUUUCUUAAAAAUCACUUCUUCUUUUUAAAGUUGAUUAUUUCAAUAAGCCUAAAGGACAACAAUCUUGUCUGGUGAGUCAGUCUUAGUGACAUCUCUAUCUCCAUGGUCUUGCUGAGUUCUGUUAAUAUUUAUGUGCAUUUAUAGUAAAAGCAAGAUAAGACAAGUAAUUAAGAUCCUUUCCACAUAAGCAGACAAAUCUUGAAUUGUCCUGAAUAUAAAGCUUAACUAACUCACAAGUAUUGAACUACUAGCUUUUACCUGCAACAAAAGCACUGUUGCUGUUGUAUCAUUGUGUGCCACACUGAACACUAGUCCAUGUUAAUCUUUACUUAAAGGUAUCCAUUCCUGGAUUGGCCACCCAGUAUCAGCCUCCUAAGUUGUGCCGCACAGUUGAAGAAGCCAAGAGUUAUGCCUCAGAAUAUACACUUCAGCAACUUGGUAUUCCAAUAGAGGGUAUGUCUAGGUAAUAAAUAAAUUAUUUCCAAGAAUUUAAACUUAAUUCUUAAAUAAAUCACCAUGUAUAUUCUCCCAAGCAUUCUCCCUUCAUUUCCUACGGCACUGAUCAGGAGAAAUUAUACAUCAAUCAAGAGCUUGUUCAUAUUUCUUGGUGAUUUUUUCCUCAAUCACAACUAUAAAAAAAUUCUCUCAUCUAAUUGGCUUUUGGCAGCUCUAAUUUCAGCACAUGUCAGGCUUAGUAAUUUUGGAAAGGAUAUGCAAUCACAUGUGCUGUAAUGGGAGCAGUUCUUGAAUUAUUUUUACUUGAAGUAGUUCAACGGUUUUACCCAUCAUGUAAUAUUGCUCAAAAUGUCUUGUUUUCUGAAAACCUGGAAGGCAACUUUAAAAAAGUUGAGCUUGGAUCACUGUUUAUAAAAAUAAAGUUUCUAUCUCGCUGGUUUGUUUUCUUGCAUGGUGCUUGAGUUCUAUAGUUGCUACUUUUAAAUUUAAACUUGUUUUCAGCAGCUUUGGUAGUGGUACCUGCUGGGUAUAUGUACUUCUUUAAUUCGCUCUGGUUUUCUCAAAUGACUCCAACAUUUGCAGGAAAAACAUUAAGUUGACUAAAAGGGCAAGAGAAAUUUGUAGCCUUUGAUCAUAAAAGAGUACUGAAAAGGGUAACUCUCAAGGUGUUAUUUAUAUUUUAUUAAUAUUUCAGUGGUGACCACAACAGCAGCAGAUAUUCCCCCAACUACUGGAACCCCAGUACCUUCUACAGCAACCUAUGUAGCCCGCCCUUUACCCCCAGGUAUGUUGAACGAAUCAGCAACAAUUUUAUGUAGUCUGUACUCUUUAUAACGAUAGAAGUGAACUCAAGGGUGCGUGGUUUCACUGCAAAGUUAUGAGCAUUUUGACCUCAUUCCUGUGGUUGAUAAGAAUAUAAACCCAGGAAAAUUGAUUACAAUAACAUUGACAGCUGCUUAAGUCCAUUUCUGUUUAAGUUUCUCGAACAAAAAAUUGCAUGUGAGAGUAAGAGAAAAACAAAUUGCUCCAUCACAUCAUUGUCAUGCCAUAUACUCUCAUUCACCAUAGCUCUUGAGCAAUCAGUGCGAGGAAUAUCACUCUGUAUAUAAUGUUUUAUUUAGACAAAGGAAUUGAUUAUGAAGGUUUAACAAUAAGAGAAUGGUUGCCACAUGCCAGAAAAAUAGUCAGGGUAAAAAUAAAAUUCUUCAUGAUCAGCAAAAAAAUCAGGAAAUUUUAUUUGUAAGUCAGAGAAAAUUGACAUUUUGAAGAAAAGUCAGGGAAAAUUGAAAGAAGAACCCCUCUGAUUUAAAGGGGCUAUGUAAUGGCUGUGUGGAUCAUAUUAUUAACAUUGCCAGUUACAAGUAUAUGGAACUUAACAUUAGCUGAGAAAUUUCUAACAAAUGACAAAAUCCCUGCUUCACGUCUAACAAAUAAUGUGUCAAGGAUUUUUUCAAAUGUCAUAGACAACCAAAACAUUCUUGAACUCAAUUUUUUAGUCCCAAAACUUCCUUUGUUUGCCUCUAUAUCCAUAAAAUGACCUAAAGAAAGACCCUUACUUGUAUUGAUAUAAUUAUAAAGUGUUUUUUUUUCAAAAACAAAAACAAGGACCUCUGUCCAGCUUAUCUCUAGUAAGCUUGCAGCACUUUGAACAGUGACCAAUGUAUGUCUCUUUUGUUUAUCAGUCUUCAGUACUGUUUGUGGGGACUAGUAAUAAUUUCAUAUUUACUUUUUUUUUCUGUUUCCCUGCAGGGGCCUACAGCCUGCCGAAUUCUGGCCGACCAAUCAGUAGUGCAGAGGCUGGCUCCUAUGCCUCAGGUUAUGUACCAAUUAGUAAUGCCCCCAGUAGUGUUGCUUCUGCUGCCGUGGUGGCUAAACUGCAGGGCUCUUGGCCUGGAGGGGUACCGCCCAAUCAGGAUGCUGCAAUGUAUGGAAAUUAUGAUGGAUAUCCAACUGGUGAACAGGGCGGUUAUCCACAGAAUAUUUAUCAGCAGUAUUAGUGGCUGAAAUUUUUAGACUUAAUACAAUCAGUGAUGUGGUGUGGAGAGCAGGGCAAGAAGUCACUUGACUUUAUUUAAAAUUUUUCAAGGAAUGUUCCAGUGUAACACAAGUUGAAUGCAAGUCAUAACGCUAACUUGCCUGGCUAAACCUGCUCAAUAUUUCCUGCACAAACAGGUUUCAGCUGUGAUUUGUUUUUUUACAAGAAAGGUCAUUUCUCAGGAGACUGAGCACAGUGUGACAGCUAUUGCUAUUUUUCAAGGCUGUUAAAAAAUGGGAUCUUGGCCUCACAAUCCAAACACAUACUGAAUGUUUACAAUUUAAUGGGAUAAGGGUGGCAGCAGAUGUUUAUUGUGUGAACAGUGUAUGUGUUCUAGUGUCUUUGUGUCAUAGAUAAGGGUCAUUAUUAGAGAGGGUUAUGUCAGAAUUAUUUCAUCGUUUUUUUUUUGCUGGUUUAAGUGAUCAUUAGUUCGAGUAGUGGAAGAAUUCAAUAGCUAUAUGCUGCAAAUUAAAUUUUAGGCCAUUUGUAUGGACGAAAGAAGGCACGUAAUAAAGGCCUAUUUUACUGUCAUUGACAAAGUUACAACCAGCUUAAUAGCUUUUUUUUUUAAUGAAUUUUUUCAGUGCUUUAUGUCAUGGUUUUACAGGAAGAAAGAAUUUCCAAGUCACAAACAAAGCGUAUUUCAAUAUUAUAAAUUUAUUCGUACUUGCGUCCUAUUCGCUAUUUUAUUGUCUUAUAACUGUAUCCAUUUUAAGUCAUCCAAAGCAAAGAGAAAAAAGAAAAGAAGAGUUUUAGUUUAUAUUUUUGUUAGAGAAAACUCAGAUAUUUAUAGACAAACAGGGCUCAUUGUUGGUCGUUUGGAACUGAACGCUUGAGAACUGGUGUAAAUACUGAAAAUGCUACUCUUGAGGUAUUUUAAAUGCACAUGCGCUGUGUACCACAGGAUUUCGUGUAAGCUUUGUCCCUUGGUCAACUAGUGUAUGUAACAUGAGAACAUAAGGUUUUGUUGCGGGAAAAACCGGUGAGAUUUUGGGUUUGAUUUUUUGGGGAAGAAUGUUGGACAAUGCUCUUACAUGAAUCUGUGCAAUUAUUUCACUACACAUCGUUCACCCAAGCACUUUGUAUAUUUUCAUCACGAGGUUCCUUGAACGUUAUGUACAGUUAAAAUCUCUUUAAAAAUGAAAUAAUUCUUUUAUAAAAUUGCUUGAGCUUGCUCUUUUCUAUUCAAGAGGCUGAAAGGAAGUAGCCAGGAUAUUGUUAUCUGUUAGGAGAGACUUGCACCUCCUAAACAUCAACGUUUAAAUUUGUGUUAAUGCUCAUCUCUGGGAAAUGUGUGUAGAGGAAUCCUUCUAUUAACAAUCGGUGGUUUAGUUCUGGAGUAAAGAAAGUGUUUGCUCAAAGAAAAGGAACGAAAUAACGCGUGGAAACAGUUCAAGGAGAAUACUUGAACUUUUUUCUGCGUCCUGCGAAGAAGAAAGCUUUACAACACUUACCCUUAAGACUGAAUGGAAAUCCUUCUGUAUGUUUGUUAAAGGUUGCCUUUGAGUUAACAGCACUGACCAUAAAUACUGAGGGCUCGUUUGUCCGUCUUUAAAACGAUGGCAUUCGCUCGUCGGCUCUUCCUUUCAGCCCUUCUUAUUCAACAAAAAAGUAGAAUUUUUCUUCAAUGGCAAUUUACUUUGUUUAUAGGAUGUUUAUUCUAAUAAUGCUGUAAAACGAAAAAUUCACCGGAAGUAAAAACAAAUAGGAAUUUUUUUCAAGUCUGUAUGUUACAAUUUGAGUUCCAUUAAAGAUACCAACACAGAAGUCUAUUUACAAUUUAACAAGAAACUGCCAACGGUGCCGAGCUAUAGAGCCUGAUUUAAGUGAAUGAAACAAUUAGUCUCUUACGUUACCAGUCAUGGUCUUGUCACGCAAUGCCUUCCGCCUCAAAGGAGACAGGGGAUUGCGUGACCUAGGUGCGUAGAAAACUAAUGUAGAAUUGCAUAAAUAUGUUUAUUAGUGAUGUAGUGAUAAUUAUUUAGUGAGUUACUGUUAGAAAAAUGAAGGGAUUGUGAAAGGUUCGAAACUCACGAUUUCCUCCACCAGCCAUUUUGGCCUUUUUGUGCAGCAGAGUUUGGAAUUUAUGUUUCGUUUAUUCCAAAAAGAAUAGUGACAUAUAAACAAAAAAUUCGUGAGUUUCAGGUUUGUUUGCCCAGCUAGGAUUUGAACGGAGGGAAGAUAACCAGAGCUUGCGACAUUUCAUCAGGCCAGUUGUCUUUUUUAAGGGCUGGUUAGGUAAAUAUUACAAAUAUAGCAUAAUCAUGAAUCAAAUAACGGUACAAUUGAAAAAUAAGCCACCAAUAA